Molecule: messenger RNA, 282 nt
Organism: Caenorhabditis remanei
Lineage: Eukaryota; Metazoa; Nematoda; Chromadorea; Rhabditida; Rhabditidae
Exons: 3
Coding region: 1-282 (93 amino acids)
Source: RefSeq, a predicted model, not a curated record
AUGAAUAUACAAAAGACAACAAAUUUCGAGGCACUUCAACCAGCUGGAGCUGAAUACGAACUCACUGAUGUGGAAAUUCAACAAUUAAAAGAACACAAUCAAAAACGUGUGAAACGAGUCGUCGGAUUCGUCGCAAUUGCAAUGACACUUCUCUCUUUGGCUCUGGUUGCGUUUUCAUUGGCACUCGGAAGAAAAAUUGAUUUAAUGGUCGAACAAAAAGUGGAACAACGAAUGGAAAUCUACACUGCACAUGGUAUAAACCUAACUGAAACGAGAAGUUAA